Messenger RNA from Galeopterus variegatus (Sunda flying lemur), 939 nucleotides. RefSeq names its product olfactory receptor 6C2-like. The record is from RefSeq and is a predicted model, not a curated record. Bases 1 to 939 code for a protein of 312 amino acids. Gene Ontology annotation, biological process: G protein-coupled receptor signaling pathway. The transcript has a single exon. Gene Ontology annotation, molecular function: olfactory receptor activity; G protein-coupled receptor activity. NCBI's taxonomy places the organism in Eukaryota, Metazoa, Chordata, Mammalia, Dermoptera, Cynocephalidae. Gene Ontology annotation, cellular component: membrane.
AUGAAAAACCAUACAGCAGUAACAACAUUUAUUAUACUGGGAUUGACAAAUGACCCACAACUAAAGAUUUUGGUUUUUAUCUUUCUGUUUAUCACAUAUAUAUUAAGUGUAAUUGGGAAUCUAACCAUAAUUUCUCUCAUCUUGAUGGAUUCUCAUUUAAAAACAGCUAUGUAUUUUUUUCUUCAAAAUUUCUCCUUCUUAGAAAUCUCACUCACAACUACCUGUGUACCCCUAUACCUAUAUAUUAUAUCAACUGGGGAUAAAAGCAUCACCAUUAAAGCCUGCUUCAGCCAAAUAUUUUUUGCUGUCCUCUUUGGAGCUACAGAAUUUUUUCUCUUGGCUGUGAUGUCCUAUGACCGCUAUGUGGCCAUCUGCAAACUGCUGCAUUACCUGACCAUCAUGAACAGCAGAGUCUGCAGGAAUCUUGUCCUCUGUUGUUGGGUCUCUGGAUUAUUGAUUAUCCUUCCCCCUCUUGGAUUGAGCCUCCAUCUGGAAUUUUGUGACUCUGUUAUUGACCAUUUUUACUGCGAUGCUUCCCCAAUACUAAAGAAUUCCUGUUCAGAUACAUGGUUCAUAGAGCAGCUAGUUAUAUUCUGUGCUGUGUUGACUUUCAUAAUGACUCUUGUUUGUGUAGUUUUGUCCUACAUAUACAUUAUUAAGAUGAUUCUAAGAUUACCCUCUGCCCAGCAAAGAAAAAAAGCCUUUUCCACCUGUUCUUCCCACAUGAUUGUGGUUUCCAUCACCUAUGGCAGCUGCAUCUUUAUAUAUAUCAAACCUUCAGCAAAGGAUGAAGUGAGCAUUAAUAAGGCAGUUUUUCUGCUCACUAUAUCUGUUGCCCCUUUGUUGAACCCCUUUAUUUAUACUCUGAGAAAUAAACAAGUAAAGCAGUCUUUUCAUGACACCCUCAAAAGACUUGCAUUUCUUUCAAGAAAAUAUUAG